Fomitopsis serialis is the source of this 1464-nucleotide messenger RNA. RefSeq lists its product as uncharacterized. The coding region runs from base 1 to 1464 and encodes 487 amino acids. The record is from RefSeq and is a predicted model, not a curated record. NCBI's taxonomy places the organism in Eukaryota, Fungi, Basidiomycota, Agaricomycetes, Polyporales, Fomitopsidaceae. The transcript has 5 exons.
AUGUCUGAUAGCGGCGACAACCUCUCAGACCUUCUUUCCUGCUCUGACACCCACUCCGUCGGCAGCGAUGACACGGAGCCCGACGUUCCCAGCUCGGACACCAACGAUUCCAACCCGCCCCGAACGCCAAUCUCCUCCCGUCAGCCAACGAAAGUGACUAUCCAAUCCCCCGGUCGCUCGUUCAGCGAGCAGCAGCUGAUCAAGAUGCCUCAGGCCGUGCUUCAAGGGGAAAGGUCACGGGGCUCACUUGAGUUAUACCCCACGCUCGCGAAGCUGGCAGUGCCGGCGAUACCCGCCUUGUCUAGCGGUCUCCCGCCUCGGUUCUUGGAAUGGCUCGCGGCCAGGUCAGAGAUAGGGCGCGAGGAGCGUGACCUCAUGUGUAAGUACCUUGGAGAUAUUCGGCAGCUUCAAUUCCAGUGGUAUCAAGCCAACAGAGACGGGUUCGUGAUAAGAGAUCUCAUCGGGCUCAGCGAGCAUGCAUACAAGUUGCUACAACACAUAUUGGACGAGACAUGGAACUGCAAGCUCGGCCGCGGCCAGGAGUUAGAGUUCCUGCAGUGGAUAGCAUUCCUUCGGUGCAUGCAAAUAGAUUUCCGGCCCGACCUGGGGAAAGGCGUCGCCAUCGCGCCGACCUUUUACGAGGACCUCACCACCAGCAUCACUCACCUUGUGACCAAGGUCCUGCGCGAGGCCGAAGGCGAUCCCCUCUGCUCAACAGUAGCCACUUUGGUGAAGAGUACGGUCGAGACGCCUGUGUUGCAUUCCCGCCCGAAAUACAGCGCCAUUCAUGUUGAUGCCGUCAACCACCACAAGGCGCUAGGUCCAAUGAUCUUCUUCUGCGCGAUGGCGCAGACCGAUCAAGAAUUCAUGUAUCAAGCGAACAAGUUGUCUCUGAUCCUCCGCUACCUGCCUUCGCUGCUGGGUUUUCUCAUUGCGCUGGUUAGGCCGGCGCCCGAUCAUGCCGACCUUACCAAGCUCCACAAGGUAUCGGGCACGUCUGAAUGGGUGCAGUGUCGCGUACUGCUCUACCAUUCCGACGACUUUCCGGAGUUCCAAGAGCGCAUGUCUCGCAUCCACCGCAUGGAAGAGUGGGAGACCGACACGCAUCAUAUGUGGCUGACAUCAUCGUCUGGCGAGCCCCAGUCUUAUCCGCCUGGUGCUUGGAAGCCCUUCUGCGAUGGACUCGACAAGAUCGUGCAGAGCCACGCCGUGUCGCCACCCAAACGCCCUUUCGCCGCUUUCACCGACAAACCGCAACACCAAUGGCUCCUCUCGCCUGAGGACGAAGCAGCCGCGCGCCGGAAGAGUCUGGCGAAGGACAUCGCUGUCUCUCUCAAUCAUAGCGCGCAUUGGGUCGCGGGAAACACGAUGAGUCUUCGCAAGGGGGAGGGCAAGAUGAACCUGAAAUGGGCUAAUGAUCCAUACGGGCAGAAGGGUUUGUUUCGCGUCGUUUUGUACAAGUAG